Molecule: messenger RNA, 2537 nt
Organism: Anopheles merus
Lineage: Eukaryota; Metazoa; Arthropoda; Insecta; Diptera; Culicidae
Exons: 3
Coding region: 159-2099 (646 amino acids)
Molecular function (GO): protein binding
Source: RefSeq, a predicted model, not a curated record
AACAUGUUCCCUCUUGUUCAUUUUCAACGUAACCGACAUUGCCGCCGACCGAAAACUAAGCCCGACAGUUGUGCAGUUGUAUUCCACUCGUAUCCCACUCCCACUCGACUCCAUUUUGUUUUUGCACAAGAGCUUAACCCAAGAGCCAGGACGUGAACAUGUCUCUCAUGCCGGGCGACAGCAAUUUCGAUUUGGUACAGUACUUUCUUCAACUGUGGGAGAUGUGGUUCGAACCGCGAAUCAGCGAAGCUACCCAAGCCCGGCCAGAGAUGGCAGAAGCGAUUAUUAGGCGCGAAAUUGAAGACUAUCUGCGCACGUCCCUGUUGCGCGAAAGGCUGCAGCUGCAACCCGACACAAAGGACAAUGCGAAAGCGCUUGCGGCCCGCAAUCGUGGCAAUGAACUGUUCGUUCCGAAGCUAGGAAAGGACUUGGAGGCGCUCCAGCACUACAACGAGAGCAUCGCGUACUCGGAGCCAGGUUCAGAAGCACGAGCGCUUGCGUACGGUGACCGCUCGGUGGUCUGUCUAAAGUUUAACCUGUUUAAAGAGUGUUUGGAAAACAUACGCCUAGCGCGGGCCUCGAACUACCCGGCACGAUUGGCGAAUCAGCUGAGCGAGCGGGAACAGUACGCUAAGAAAUGCCUAAACCAGCUUCCUCCCAUCUUUCCGGAUCCGGCAAGACGCACACCUGGAAAAUAUCGCCCACGUGACACGGGCCGUCCGGCACUGCAGCUGAGCUACGAGGCGCACCGGAACAUCCCUCACCUGGUGAAAUGUGUGGAGCUGCGCCAGAACAGUGAAUUCGGUCGUCAUCUUGUGACGACGCAGCAUUUAAAGGCAGGCGAUGUUUUAAUGAUCGAGAAGCCGUACGCAUCCCUACUCUGCGAAAGAGACCAGUACAAGCGUUGCGCUUUCUGCCACAACGAGGACACGUUUACGCUGAUUCCUUGCGAGGGAUGCACCGUGGCGAUGUACUGCUCGGAAGAAUGUCGCGACAAAGCCCACAAGCAGUACCAUCGGUACGAGUGUGCCGUGCUGCGUGACUGUUGGCGCGUUGUUGGCUUCCCGGUUGAGAUGUUGUUGGGAUUGCGUACGGUUGCCACGGCUUUUGCGUCCUUCGACCAGUCUCUAGGGCAAUGGAUCUAUCGUAUGGACACGCUGGACGAAACGAAGGUGAAUGCAUUCACGGUGGACUGGAACAAAGCAACGGUCCGCGAUUUCUACGACACGGUGCACGUGCUCGCCACGAACCAGAACCGGCGCGAUCACAAACAGCUAGCGUCGCUCAUAUUUUUCGCCUACUUCGUGCAGGGGUUACUGCUGGACCGCACCGAGCUCGGACCGCUUUGCAGGCCGUGCUCGUCAAGACGCAAGCUCCUGUUCGAACUGCUGCUACGGCACACGCAAACGGCGCUGACCAGUAAGAAUGAUGUUUACCACAUGGAACGCGUAAAGCUUGAAGAUGACCGUGUGGAGGAGGACGAGAGCGAGGAUGAUUCUUCUGACGAUAACAACAAUAGUGACGAUCGGAAGAGUCCGAGGAACGUGCACCACGAGGAGCGAACGCAUGCGAUUGCCAUUUACCCCUUGUUUAGCAUGGUGAACCAUAGCUGCAUACCGAACGUGGCCCCAAUCCAUCUGCUCGAUGGCCGCUUGGCUAUGGUAGCAACCCGACCGAUCGCUGCCGGCGAGCAGCUGUACAAUAGCAACGGCUUCUCGACCUUCGAUCCCGACCAUUCGGCCAGAAGACAUGCACUGCAGCUUUCCCACUUUUUCAAGUGUCGCUGCGCAUCGUGCCAAUCGCGGGUCGUCGGUUUCAGUCGUGUCAAGCUGCUGGAGGAGCAGUUCUUCUUUCGGCGGCUGAGUCUGAAAGACUGGGACUGGCAGCAGGAAGUGCACAUGCUGGUAGAUUACAUGAAUCAGGCGGAACGGGGCCACCUGCAGAGCGUGAUAACGGGUACGGAGCUGUUGCUGGCCCAUACCAUGCGCAAGUUGUACGGUUACGCGCCGGACGAUGAUAUGUUCACCCUUACUGGGGAGCUAAGCAAGAAGAGCUGGGAAACCACUGUGCAGCAAAUGAUGCGAUUUUUCUGUGGUUGAGCAAACCGAGCGAUGCUUUUUAUCACCUCUCUUCAAAAGAGCCAACACUACUGUUCUUUUUCACUACUGGCAGGUUAAUGAGCUGGAGUUUGUGAACUCCUCUGUUGCACCUUUUUUUUUUUAAUGUGCAAGCAUUGCAUUAAAUUUAUUUGAAUUUUUGCCAGCAUUUUUACUGUUUGAUUAUCGAACAAUUCGAAGAAACGCUUGGUAGAGUGUGCGCGGAACGAAUAACGAACACGCACAGGAAAAAGGGGGGAAGCUACACUUUUGCUCUGAUACCAAAUGAAGCAUUCCCAUCGCACUCCGGGUGUUAUUGAAUUGUUAACAUGCAGAGGAGAAGCGCGAAUCUCGAACGGUUUGCAGUGGCUUCUUGAAAAGCAUAAUUAGCAAACGAAGUGUAAGAAUUUAUUUACUCUUGAAUAAAUAUUCCGUUUUCAA